AGUGGCAGGUUUGAGGCUUUGUUUGUACGGUUGCUACUAAGUGCAACAAAUCAAUCACCUCAAUAUGGGUGAUAGUCUGUGUAAUAUUGCUCGAUAUAUUACAUUACUAACGGAUGAAGACAGGUUCGUUCGAAAAAAAGCAUUGAAGUCUGUGGAAGACUACUUGAAUACUAACAGCGAUAAAGAAAGUACCAUUUUUAGUUCAGUAGCAGAAAAUCUGGCAAAGACUUUGAAUGAUCCUGUUGAGGUCAAUCGCGAACUUGCAGUGAAAGUCUUAAAGCUAUCCAUAGAUGUAACUAAUGAUGUGACACCUUUGCUUGCAUUAUUAGUGCCUGUGCUGGUUAUGCGUUUAGGACAGAAAGAAAUAAUAGAACAUUCCGAAGAGAUUCGCUACUCCACACUUAAUCUCUUAUAUAUUUUGCUGAAUAGAACUGAUGAGAUAUCUCCAUUUGUCGAUGAUUAUAUCUCAGUAAUUCAAAAGACACUUGUCGAUCCAUAUCAUGAAAUUAAAAAAUUGUCUUGUAAAAUUGCAGUGGUUUUAUCGCAGAGAAAAUGCCAUCGAUUUUAUCAAAUUUCGGAGUCUAUUUUACUGCCUAUGUUGUCAAAUCUUACACAUCAACAUUCGAAAGUUAGAUUAGAAACUGUGGUCGCUCUUGAAAAGGUUUUGCUGCACAGCCAGGGAAAGCUUGUUGAAAAUGUUAUCGCACCAUUAACCCAAAGACUUUUUGAUUCGUCAUCAGCAGUUAGACGAGCUGUUAUUGAACUUGUGGGCUCAUGGUUGUUGGAUUUACCUGAUCGAUAUUCAUAUCAAACAAAGUUAUUGCCUCUACUUCUUUCCGGUUUCAUUGACGAAUCAGAUGAAAUCCGUAUGGUUGCUACAAAAUUGUGGCAUCAUGUAGGACUUAAGUUUGAAAAAGAGAACGAAGAGCAGCUGAAAGAUAAACUGGAUUUCGAUCACGGUCCUCCAUUUCACUAUCCAUGUGGGUGCAAACGACCAAUACUGGGUUGUCGAGAGCUCGUCUACAGAUCGGCAUCCAAACUAUUUCCAGGUUUAUGUAAAGAUCUUUCAGACUGGCAAGAAGCAACACGUUUAAAAGCAGCCAGUUUAAUACCCAUAUUAAUAUUACAUCUUGAAGAAUCUGCUACUCAACAUACUCAACAUCUUUUAACGGGUAUUGCAAAUGGUCUAGCUGAUGCACUUAGUCGAAUAUCACCUGUUGGAAAUAUGUCUUUAAUAAAUAUGAUGCCUAUAGUUUCAUUUCGGAAGGAAACAUCUUCGUCAAGUACAACCACUGCUGACAGAGUAGAUGUAAUGAGUUUAGUCGUUACACAUGCCACAUCUCAGGUGUUUAGUUUAUCUGAAGCCAACGAGGCAAUUAAAAUUAUCAAUCAAUUAUUUAUUGCUGCUCAAGUUUUGGGUUGCAUGAUCCCCACUAAGUUUUGGUGGCAUUUACUGGAACCAUGUCUUGAUCGUUGUACAGAAUCUGCUGCACCAUCAUCAUUAGCUGGCCAUUUACUCCUUUUAUCUGGUUUACUUCAUGGUAGUCCAUUAAACCAAUUAAUAAUAACUGACGAAAUGAAAGAGUUAAAGCGUGACUCAUCAUUGAAUAAGUGUUCUACUAAUGUGACUAAUGCUUUCGCUAAUACUACCAGUACUGCUACUACUUCUGAUGAUAGUCAUUGUAUUCAUGGAAAUGAAACUAAUGAAAAUAAUGAUUAUCAAAUGAAAAGUGGUCAUGUCAAGGAGACCUAUACACCAAUCAAUUAUAGUACAUUACAUAAGAUUAUCUCUUAUCUUUGUCAAAAUGAAUUAAUCUCUGUCAUAUCGAUUAAUGCCAAAGCAGGUCUAUUAGAAUGUGUUCAAGUGUGUAUUAAACAUCUUGAAGAAGCGAUUGUUUUAUUAAAAAAGGAAACAGAACAACAGCAACAACAAGGGGAUACUUUAGAAACUUUACAACUGAAUGAUGAUAGUCAUAAAAAUAUUAUUCAAGCUACUUAUAACGCAGCAAAAUUAGUAAUUCAAGACAACCAGAUCCGUUCAUGUUUGUUUGAAAUAAUUCUUGGAUCGGGUGCAAUUUGGCCAGAAAAUGAUUUGAUUUCAUCAGAUUUCGGUCGUACAGUUCUUAGUUCAUGUGAUAAACUCAUGCAAUGGUUAGCAGCCUGUCACCGUGACUGUAUAAAUUUAUCCAAACAAUAUCAUCUCUCCACUGAGGAGGACUUUGAAGUGAAUUCAACAACAGUUAGUCAUAUGGAUCAGCUGUUUUUCAGCUGCAUGCCUAAGUUAAUUUGUAGAUUAAAUGAAGAUUUGAAAAAAUCUAUUUCAUGGAAUCCACGUUCAGUUGGAUUAGCGAUACUUUCACGUUGUUUACAAAUAGCUACUGGACCGGCACUAUUAUUCACAUUUAAUAAUCAUGAUAAUAAUAGUCAAACUAAAAAAGAAUGUUUAGCAUCUGUGCUGGAUCUUUUAGAACGUGGUUGUAGAUUAAAUCGUGCACCCUGUGGCGGUGGUGUUGACAAUAGUAGUAGUAAUAGUAGUCAGUUUGAUAAAUCACCCGGCGGUACAGAUCCAUUAACAUUAGCUAGUGAAGCUGAACUUCGUCUACGUGGUUUAAUGUUGCUUACAAAACUGACAGAUAAUAAUCAGAUCAGAGAAGUAUUAUCAUCCCCAAAAUAUUUGGACUAUUGUUUUUCUAAAUUAAUUUUACCCGUAUGUGUAUGGAGAGCUGGUCGUACAUCAGAAGCCAUGCGAAAAGCAGCUAUUACAAGUUAUUUAGCAUUAUUAGCUAGUGCUGUAUCAAUGUAUCAUUUAUCUGAAAUUGUUUUGAAUUUACGAACUAACAGUGAAAUCAACAUAGAUAAUUGGCUUUUAACUAACAACAUUGAAUCUAUGCAUGAGAUUAUGCAAGAGUUAACAAAUAGAGAGGAAGUCUGUGAUAUUAAUAAUACUAAUUCUAACAAUGAGAUACAAUCCUUUCCAAAAUAUAGUUAUCUACCAAGUUUAUCUGGCUCCUUGUUAUCUUUGAUGUUGGCACGUUUAGGCUCAUUAUUAGAUGAUGAUUUGGAAGGGACCAGACGUUUAGCUUGUCUUUGUUUGACCAUAUUCUUUAAUGGUCUUCUUAUACCUUCACCGCCAAUAUCGCCGGCAUCUUCAUCAUCGAUGGAGUUAUCUAACGGUAAUCAAAAUCAUUAUGAAGGAAAUCGAGUUAUAGAUUUUCUCAAUUCACCUACAUGGAUUCAACCGCUUACUACUACUAUUACUAAUACUGUUAGCAGUAGUAAUCAUGAAUUGGUCAAAGAACAUAGUGUAUUAUUGCCUUAUUGUCCACUGGCCAAUUCAUUUGGUGAUCAAGUCUAUCGUUUUUAUGGUAAUUUUAUUAAGCGUCUUAAUGAUUCGAAAGAUCAAGUAAGUUCUACUUUCCCAUUACUGACCUCUUUGACUAUUAUUAUUAUUAUUAUUAUUAUUAUUAUUAUUAUUAAUUAGUGUAUUGACAGUAAUAAGAUUUACCUCGUAGUUAAAUAUCAAUUUAGUCAGAUGAAUAGUUCCAUAUAUUAGAAGAAAAAAUAAUUAAUCGUGUAGUUACAUGAACGGCUCACUUAGACUUUGUUCUACUUAUCGCUAAUACAAUUUUCAGAUUCUGUUUUUACAAUUUCAUUAGUGUAAUAAUAUUGUAAAUCAAGUUUUACUAUAAUUCUACAGUUUAGUAACUUGCGGACAUAAUAUUUCACUGGAAUGUUCCCAAUUCAGGGUAAAAAUUGGAACGAAACAAAAAUAUAUAUGCCAAAACCCGAGUGGCAAAAGAUACAGUGGCAAAAUAUUUCUAUGAGUUACUAUGGGAUAAACAUGAAAAUCUGAUAACUUGAGUCCAUCUGUAGGCGCUAACCAGUUGCAUAAUGGACUAAUCGGCACUUCUCAUCUUGAUCUUAGGUAUACAGUACUCGAAAUUCUAUUCAUCGUAGACUAGUUUCGUUUGGGGUAUGACUAAAAUUCAUGGAGCACUAGACUGCUGUUACAUCCUAGUAUGUGACUCCUCAGCAGUGCUCACGCAACGUCGAACUGGGGAUCGAAACACGACCUUUACGUCUCGUGGUCCAGCGGUGCAAUUCCAAAUUUAACCAGUUUGUGAUUUAGUUCAACGAUCAUGCACUACCAUAGGUACCUUUUCUGAACAUCAUUCUCUCUAGAACUUCAUUAGUAUCUUGAAGUAAGUUACUAGUGAGCUAAAUGUUAUAGUUUAGUUUUUCGUUUAAACAGUUAUUGUCAAAUUAUGAUGAAAAAUUUUGUUAUUUCGUGAAUAAAUUUUCUCCUUGUAUCUUGGGUUUGGAGACUACUGCAUGUAUAUUAGGGCUUAAACAUCUGAAUACUUUCAUUUUUUGGACCAAGUAGCUGGUUGAACUCAGGAAUAAGAAGCUUGUUGUUUUGACAUUGGAACCGAUCAUCUCACAAAACAAUUUCAUAGAUAUAUAUACAGUUAUACCUUGUUGCUGUCAACAGUAAUUAUAUAUAUAUAUAUAUCAGUAUGGGGUUGUGGUGAUUGUUGAGUUUUCGAUUGAAAUCACGAAUCGAUCAUUGUUAGGCCAUCAUUAAAAAUCUGGAAACACUGAACGGCCGUUUCGUAUGUAUGUUGGAGAGUCUAACGAAAUGACUGAAUUAUGCUCAAAAUUCCAAUCUGUAAAUCGGUAGCAUUAUUUCAAAAUAGAUGUAAGAUAUUUACAAACUUCAAUUCUUUAUAUGUCUGUAGUGUUUGUACGCUUCAAUGUAUGCAAUCGAAAGGGUGAUUCUUCCUGGAAUAGGUGUAUAAAGAUUAUUUACAAACAUAUAAUCUACUUAUCAGCUACUAAGCUGUGUCAAAAUUUACAGUAGCUGUCAAUAAUCGGAACUGUGACUAAAAACACAAAACCUGGAAGCUGUUACAUCUGAAAAAUACUCAAAGAUUGUUUUACAUAUAAAUAAAUUAUCACUUUUCUAUAAUAAAUACGGAGAAUAUUGCAGAUUCAUUCAAACAAUUCAUAAUGAUGAUACACAGGAACCCAGAUACGUUGCACAUCAUAUCUUAAACUUGAUCGAAUUUGAUAUUACUUACUGAAUCUUAUUAAGUAGUACAAUUUAGCAAGCAAACUUUAUAGGGCACGAAAGCAAUAAGUUUCACAGCUAUCAAGCAGUACUAACAUAUGGUUUGUUCUGUCUUUUUUCUUUCUUUCCGGAUUUAUAACUAGAUACGAUUACUUAUCUGUGAAACAAUCAAUGCAUGGAUUCGUCUACUUAUUCCAAUGUUAACAUCAUCAACAACAACAACCAUUAAAACAUCUCAGCAAUUAAAUCCAGUUUAUACUGCUGUUAUAGAAGAUUUCCUAAAUAACCUCAUUAUUCAUUUAGAUGAUCCUAAUUCACGAAUACGUGCCAGUGUAUCACGUGUUCUCUUGAGAAUCAAUCAAUUCGCUCCAGAUCUGGUGAUUAAAGUUUUAAACAAAGCUAAAUUAUGUCAUCGUUCAUCUCAAUUAUGUGAUAAACUAUUAGAAUUUUGUCAUUCACAUUCUCAGUAAUGUUCAAAAGAAAAUAUUAUCGAUAAAAUGACCGAGAUAAAUGAGGAACGAGUGAUAAAAGGAUUGAAAUUGUGAAGUGGUAUUGGCUACAUUUUUGGAUAAUCUAUGCUCCCACAUAUCUAAUUAAGUUUUACACUGCUGUUGGCAAAAUUUUUUUCUAAUUAACUUUUGUUUUUAUUGGCUAGUCUUUGUGUUACAACAUUUUAAUACAAAAUGUAUAACUUAUGACGAUAGGUUACAUAUAUUUUUUAUUUAUUUAUGUAAAAUUACAAGUGAAUAAAAGAAACUACUACUGAU
This is a messenger RNA of Schistosoma bovis, 5838 nucleotides long. The record is from the annotation of a GenBank genome assembly. Lineage: Eukaryota; Metazoa; Platyhelminthes; Trematoda; Strigeidida; Schistosomatidae.